This is a messenger RNA of Apis mellifera (honey bee), 4855 nucleotides long. RefSeq names its product histone-lysine N-methyltransferase EHMT2 (gene G9a). NCBI's taxonomy places the organism in Eukaryota, Metazoa, Arthropoda, Insecta, Hymenoptera, Apidae. The transcript is spliced from 11 exons. Bases 442 to 4359 code for a protein of 1305 amino acids. Gene Ontology annotation, molecular function: histone methyltransferase activity; zinc ion binding; p53 binding. Gene Ontology annotation, cellular component: nucleus. The record is from RefSeq and is a predicted model, not a curated record.
AUUUUAUAUAAAAAGGGCUUGGUCGAAGAUCAUUUUAAAAAUAAAUUCUUCACUCGAAUCGGCCCGUCCCUGAGUAAUCAAUAUGGCCUCCAGGUCUACGCGGGGCACGCUAACGUAGUGUAGAUAUUUCUUCAAAAAUCUGUAGAACAAACAGUUUCUGUGAUAAUAUAAUUAGUCAAGCUGUUAAAGAGUGUAUGGAAAGAUAUUUUCGUGGUAUUUUAUAAAAUAUCAGUGAUAGUAUUCAGUCAGGAACAAAUUUAGAAGGCAUUCCACUGCCGUUGUAACUACUACUUGUACUUUGCGGAAGACAUCGUCAACGUUACAGUACGAUUCAGUAGUCGUUCAGCAUUUAACAAUUAAUUUAUUGAUCGCUAAAUCUUACAAUGAGGUGGCAAUUUAAGUGUAAAGAUUCAUAGUUUCCAGUUAUUAAAAUCUAAUAUUAUGUCUGAAAAUAAGAGCAAAGAAGAUGCCACGAUGGAGGGUUGUCAAGAAGGGGGCGAAGAAGAAGGUAUGGCUGCCGAAAGGGUCGAAGAUAAGGUCAGUAUCCAACAGAUUCUCGAGGGUAUGACUAAUGAAUUUAACAAAAGUGUAAGUCCUGUCAAAAGUACAGAAAUUAAUCGAUCAGAAAAAUUGGAUCAUGAGGAAAUUGAAAAAUCGGAGAUAAAUUUUGAUAAAUCAGCAAUUGAAAAAGAACUUGCUGGAGAUAAGGAUAUAGAAGAUAUUUCAAUAAAGCAAAAAACUACAGAAUCAAUGUCAAUAGAUGAAAAUCAUAGAGAAGAUCAUAAAGAAGAUACUGGAAAACAAGAAAUUUUGAAAAAAGAUAAUGGAAUUCCGCGUAUCGUUCUUACAUUCAGAACAAUCGACGAAAAUACUGAUGAUGGUAAAAAAACAAAGAUAUCAAGUUGUUCCUCCAACCUUACUUUAGUUCCUGAUGAAUUGGUAAAUUGUGAUCAAAUUGGCGGUGUUUCUGUUAAAAUUGAAAAUUCAGAUGAAAACUCCGAUAAUAUUGAGAAAUCAGAUUCAGAAGAAGGUAGACCAGAAGAAGUAGUCAUAGAAUCAAAAAAUAAAGAAUCAGAGGAAAAGAUAGAAGAAUCAAAAUUACCAAAAGAAGAUAUGAGGGUAAUAACAGAAGAUAAAACUACUAUUUCUAAUGAAAAAACAAAGACUGAUGAAGCAGAUACUUCAAUAGAACCUACAGAACAGGUGGAUCAAGCAGACAGCACAGUUCCAGUUACUAGGAAAAGAAGAACAGGACGACCUAGAUUAAGAGCACUUAGUGAUCACACUGAAGAAUCUCCAGGUCCUAAACGUUCUGCAAGGAGACUGUGUAAAGAAACAUUAAAGAGUACUGUAUUAGAAAAUGCAAUGGCAAGGAAAGAAAAAUCUAAUUAUACAGAAGAAAAUUUACAAUUUAAAAAACAGCGGAAAUAUAACAAACCAGGAAGACCUAAAAAGGUGAUACAAGGAAAGGAUCAAAACAAACAGUUGCAAACUAAACCUCCUGAUAUACGUCAGGAAAUAGAAUCUUCCAUUUCAGAUGGAAAUAUCACUAUUUCUGAGGUAAAUUCAACAUUAGAAUAUUCUAGAAAUUCUAUAUCAGAAAAUAAUGCAAAUGAGACAAUCCUGGAUGAAUCACAAAGUUAUUCAUCUGAUUUUGAUGGUAUGCCAAAAUUAUCUCCUAUGAUAAAAAGUUCAGAAUCUCAAACAAAAUUGAAUAACUCAAUUGGUAGUUCCACAAGCGAUGAUAUAUCUUUAGCAGAUAUUGAAAAACCAUUUCUAAAACCUGCUGCUGGUAGACCUAAACGAGAAAGAGGAAGACCUAGAGGAAGUCAAGCUGCAAGAAAAAUAGCAAAAGCAGAUUCAUUCGAAGAUGGUUCUGUAUCAAUUGCAGAAACAGGCAAAAAUAAUGAUUAUCCUGAAGGUAAUAUUUUAAAAUUGUUUAAUAUUAUAAUUAUUACAAAGAAUGAUUAUGUUAAUUUAUAUAUGAAUAUUGUAGAAAGCAUUGUACCUAUAAAAAGAACAAGAAGAAGUAUGGCUCCAAGUCCAAGUCCUGCAGAAGGACAAGCCUCAAAGCCAGAAUCAACAGCAAUUAUGAGUGAAACAUAUAGUCAAUCAAUGUUAUGUUUAUGUCAAGUAAGAUCUCAACUAUAUGUAACAAUAACUGGUUCUGGAGCACCAUUAUAUUGUACUGCAAUAGAUUCCAUUGAUAAUAGAUUGGUAGGAUGUUGUAAUGAAGUUGAUAGCAAUGAUGUGGCAAUGAGAAGACCGAGUACACGUGUUCCUUUUAUUAUUUUAUGUCGAAUGCAUAAAGAAAGGCUUUUGAGACAUAAUUGUUGCCCUUCUUGUGGAUUGUUUUGUUCACAAGGAAGAUUUAUACAAUGUAUUAAUGGUCAUCAAUAUCAUCGUGAAUGUGAAAUUUAUCCAAAUAAAAAAGGCGUAUGUCCACAUUGUGGAAACGAAACUACAGCAUAUGAUGUAAUGGUCACCAUGAGUGGAUUAAGAAAACCUGUAUUCAUUCCAACUCGAAAAAAAUUUUCCAAGCUUCCUUCUGCAAAAAUGAGUUUACCAGGGAAAGGUGACAAUACAAAGUUGGCAGAGCGUCCUCCUAGUCCUUUGAUUCAACCAGAUAUUAUUAAAAUACCUGAACCAUCUGUUAAUUCUGAAAGACCUGAACGUUAUACUAUUAUGAGUCUCUAUACAUCUGUGAAAAAUGGAGAUUUAGAAAAACUAGUUAAUGUUUUAGCAUGUGGAUAUAAUGCAAAUCAUACAUUCCGGGAUUAUGCUCAUCGGACUGGACUUCAUAUAGCCGCGGAUAAAGGUCAUUUGUCUUGCGUACAUGUACUAGUGCAAGCUGGCGCUCAAUUAGACGUGAUGGAUAGAAAUCAAUUAACACCUUUAAUGUUAGCUGCUAGUAAGGGUAAAGCUGAUGUAGUAAAAUAUUUAAUAAGGAUAGGUGCUGAUGUUACAUUGAAAGGAGAAGAUGGUAUGACUGCUUUGCAUAUGGCUGCUAAAUCUGGUCAUUUAGAAGUAUGUAGGAUAAUUUUGACAGAAUGCAAAGCACCAAGAACAUUAGUAGAUUCAGUUGAUGAUGGUGGAUGGACUAGUUUAAUUUGGGCAUGUGAGUUUUGUCAUACUGACGUCGCACGAUUCUUAUUAGAUAGAAAGUGCGAUCCUUUAAUUCGAGAUGCAGAACAAAACAUAGCAUUACAUUGGAGUGCUUUUAGUGGAAGUUCAGAAAUUACAGAAAUGCUACUUAAUGAAGGUUGUGAUGUAAAUGCUGUUAAUGUUCAUGGUGACACACCUUUGCAUAUAGCAGCAAGACAAGAUCAAUAUGCAGUUAGUGUUCUUUUAUUAGCUCGUGGUGCUAAAAUAGGAGAAGUUAAUGCUGCAGGUGAAACAGCAGUAAAUUGCUGUACAAAUGAUGGUGAUACUAUGUCUGCUUUAAGAUUAAAUGCCAAAGUCAACGAACUUUCUGAACAUAUGUGGGAAAAAACAAUCAAAAUAUUAACUAAUGAUAUCUCACGUGGUAAAGAAACAAAUCCAAUACAAUGUGUUAAUGGCUAUGAUUCAGAAGAUAAGCCAACAGAUUUUCUUUAUGUAACCGAAAAUUGUUUUACUAGUAAUAUAAAUGUUGAUCGUACAAUAACAUCUUUACAAUCUUGUCGAUGUGAAGAUAAUUGUAGUUCAGAAAAAUGUUUAUGUGGAAACAUAAGUUUAAGAUGUUGGUAUGAUGAAGAAGGAAAAUUGAUUCCAGAAUUUAAUUAUACCGAUCCUCCAAUGUUAUUUGAAUGCAAUCCAGCAUGUGACUGUAAUCGUAUAACAUGUAAUAAUCGUGUUAUUCAACAUGGUCUGACGCAAAGAUUUCAAUUAUUUCGAACCAAAGGUAAAGGAUGGGGACUUAGAACGCUACGGCACAUUCCGAAAGGUUCCUAUGUAUGUGAAUAUGUUGGCGAAAUUAUUUCGGAUUCUGAAGCAGAUCAUCGAGAAGAUGAUUCUUAUUUAUUUGAUUUAGAUAAUAGAGAUGGAGAAACAUAUUGUAUUGAUGCCAGACGGUAUGGAAACAUCGCUCGUUUUAUAAAUCAUUCUUGUGCACCCAAUCUCUUGCCCGUGCGAGUAUUUGUUGAGCAUCAGGAUUUGCAUUUUCCUAGGAUAGCAUUUUUUGCGAAUCGCGACAUCGAGGCAGAUGAAGAGCUCGGCUUCGAUUAUGGAGAGAAAUUCUGGAUAAUAAAAUGCAAGUCAUUCACAUGUACCUGUGGAGCCGAAAACUGCCGAUAUUCUGAGAAGACUAUACAAGUUACUUUGGACAACUACCGCAGAAAAAUACAGCAAGAAGAAAUGCUGGCAGCUCAAUCAUCGUAAUCCUAAACCAAUUUAGCAAAUUCUAUAUAUACUUAUUUUAGUUAUUAGUUUAAUGUUCUUCCUUCUUAUUACUCGGAAUGUUAAUAGAGAGAAUCUCUAAUUUUUCCAUUUACUUUAAAACGAUCUUAAAUUAUGAAAUUGAAAGAAAGUACAAGUACAAAUGGUGGUGGGAUUUGAAUUUGACAAAAAUAAUUAAAGAAAGUGUUAUCUUGCUAUACGAGCUAAGAAGGAACUACGUUUUUCUUAUUCCAGUUCGUUGAAAUCGAACACAUCGAAAUCCAUAUUAAUUUUUCAAUUGAUCAUAUUUUCCUAUUUUUGCCAAUUAUCUUGAAGAUAUAAAAUUUAUCAUAAAAAUAUUUGGACGCUAUAAUUUUAAUUUAUAUGCUCUACAUUUACAAUAAAUAUGCUUAAAGUAAAAAAAAAAAAAAAUGUUUUGCAUUAUAUUGAAGCAUAGUAUAGUUAUUAGAAUAUAAAAAUUUUCUUAGUACAAAUUGUU